This is a messenger RNA of Ostertagia ostertagi, 315 nucleotides long. The record is from the annotation of a GenBank genome assembly. NCBI's taxonomy places the organism in Eukaryota, Metazoa, Nematoda, Chromadorea, Rhabditida, Trichostrongylidae.
AUGCUUCGACAACGCGAGAAAAUCAGUGUUGCCAAGGAGAAACGAGCGGCGAAGACGAUCGCUGUGAUCAUCUUUGUGUUCACUUUCUGUUGGCUGCCCUUCUUCUGCGCCUACGUUGUCCUGCCAUUCUGCGAUUCCUGUACGCUUCAUCCGAAGGUCAAUCAGGCAUUCACAUGGUUGGGCUACAUAAAUUCGUCGCUGAAUCCGUUCUUGUAUGGCAUUUUGAACUUGGAGUUUCGACGAGCCUUCAAGAAGAUCCUCUGUCCAAAAGCUGUACUCGAACAGCGCCGCAGGCGAUUGAGCGCUCAGCCAUAA